This is a messenger RNA of Spinacia oleracea (spinach), 996 nucleotides long. Its product is annotated as protein FAR1-RELATED SEQUENCE 5-like. The transcript has 4 exons. Lineage: Eukaryota; Viridiplantae; Streptophyta; Magnoliopsida; Caryophyllales; Amaranthaceae. The coding region runs from base 1 to 996 and encodes 331 amino acids. The record is from RefSeq and is a predicted model, not a curated record.
AUGGACGACGAUUUAAUCGAUUUGAAUAUCGAUUUAAAUCGCGCAAUAGAAGAAAAAUUGUAUAAUUAUGACGAAAAUUUAGAGAAUCAUAGAGAAGUAUUUGACGUUGAAGAUGAAGAUGAAGGCACAUCUCAGCAAGUUAUGGUUGCAAAUCAAUGUAUUGAAGAAGGUUUAAUAAUACAUUCAAUUGAUACAAACCACAACAUCUUUGAAAAUCCAAAUGAUGAGCAGGAAGAAAACAUUGAUAAAGAAUUAGAUGGCAGUUUAAUUGGAGAAGCAAGGAAAACAACCGAUGAGAUUUAUGAUCUAUAUUGCAAACAUGCUGCUAUUAUUGGUUUUAGUGUACGAAAAGGGAAGAAUAGAUAUAAAGAAGGAACUACAAUUGUUAAUGGAAAAUACUUCUACUGUUCUGCUGCUGGAAUAAGAGACCCUCCUAAAAACAAAGAACUCAAAAAUGAAGAUGAUCAAUCAGAUCAUGUAGUGGUACAUAAUCACCCAUUGACAAGAGAAAUAAGAAUUUAUCUCCACCGAUCGGAACGACAAAUGACAGAACCUAAAAAAGAAGCUAUUGAGGCAAAGUCAGAAUGUGGUCUAAGACCAAUGGAGUCUUAUAGGUAUAUGUCAACAGAAAAUGGCGGAGACGACUGUGUUGGUCAUACGAUGAUUGAUCAUCUAAACUACUGCUACAAGUUAAAAAUUAAGCAAAUUGAUAGCAAGGAUUCACAAACACUAGUGAACAAACUGUAUGACAUACAAUCAAUAGAUCCCGAGUUCUUUUUCAGAGUAAGACUCAAUGCUGAAGGAAAAAUUGAGUGCCUAUUUUGGAAGGAUUCUAUGAUGAGAGAAGAUUACAAAAUAUAUGGAGAUGUUCUAGUUUUUGAUACUACAUUUAGAACCAAUAAGUACAAUCUCAUAUGUGCUCCAUUUGUUGGUAUAAAUAACCAUUGGAAAAACACAAUGUUUGCUUGUGCUUUCAAUGGGGAUGAAACCACAUAA